AUGAAAUUCUUCGUUGUUUUGUGCGCCAUUCUCGCUGUCACAUCAGCUGUUCCAACGUUCGGCGGAGGCAAAAAAUCCGGCGGUGAUGACAAAAAAACCAUCAUUUUGUUGCCAGCUCCCCAGCAAGGAGGACAUGGAGGUCAUGGCGGAAGUCACGGAGGACAAGAACAAGUUGUUCGAGUUGUUCAUGAACAAGCUCCAUCUUCUCAUCAAAACUCUGCUGCUCCUCUCGUUGUUCUCUUGAAAUCUCAGCAAUCGCAGCAACAACAAGCUCCCGCUCCCCAAGUCGUUCAUGUCGUUCAAGAAUCUGCUCCUCAGCAUCAUCAACAACAACAGCAACAAGUCGUUCUCGUAAAACUCCAACAAUCACAGCAACACUCUGCUCCUGCUCCCGCUCCUCAAGUUGUUCACGUUGUCCAAGAAGAAUCUCAUCAACAACAUGCUGCUCCAGCUCCCCAAGUUGUCCAUGUUAAGCUCCAGCAAUCGCAGCAACAACACUCUGCUCCAGCCCCUAAAGUCGUUCAUGUUGUGCAAGAAGCUGCUCCUGCUCCCCAAGCUCACAGCCACUCAUCUGGACAACAAUAUGUCGUUAAGCUUGAACAACAAGCUGCUCCUCAAAACAACGGAUGGUAA
Molecule: messenger RNA, 633 nt
Organism: Culicoides brevitarsis
Lineage: Eukaryota; Metazoa; Arthropoda; Insecta; Diptera; Ceratopogonidae
Product: G-box-binding factor-like
Exons: 2
Coding region: 1-633 (210 amino acids)
Source: RefSeq, a predicted model, not a curated record